CGCAUCCUCCCUCUUUCUUCUCCCCUUCGCUCUCUCACCUGGGUUUUCUUUGCCUUUAGUCCUCGUGUUUCUCCCCGAAAGUCGAUCUGUCAGAGUUGUUUCUCUGGCUUCUUCACGCGACAGCACUGAACCAUAACUGUGCGCUAUGUAUAACACUCAUCGCGGGAUGGUUCCCGCUCCCAACUCUCGCCUGACAGAGUUGUUGGACCAGCUCCGUCAGGAAUUUGAGAACCAAUCUAGAAGCACUGGCGAGUUUGAACACCAAUUAACCGGACAGCUGCAGGAAAUGGAAAUGAUCCGGCAAAAAAUCUUUCAGCUGGAGCAGACGCAAGUGAAGAUGAAGAACGACUAUGAAGCGGAAAUUCGAGUGCUGCGACACGAGCUUGAGUCUCGCGGUGUCCAACCCGUCUCAUCGCAUAUCACCGGCCCUGCCCAGCACGCUGGCCCUUCCCAGGCGCCGCCGCCUGCCUUGGGUCAUGGUCCGAGCAACUUGUUCGGCGGUAUCAUGACCAAUCAAGGAGGUAGUGGCCCCGGUCUUGCCCCUCCCCCUCCCCAGGAUCAGCAGCCUCCCCAGCAUACUCUUCAACAACCUGCUGCCGCGGCUCAGCAAGGAGCGCCGCAACCACCGCAGAGCUCGUUCGGAGGAUAUCAACCUGGUGCUGCUGUGAACGGCUAUGGACCCCCUCCUCCACCUGCUGCCUCCCCAGGUCCUGGUAAGCGGCCUCGCGCCCCUCCUGGCCCGGCUACCCCCCAGCAGACCCAUCAGCUCGCUUAUCCCGACCCACGCGUCUCCCCGCAACUGGCUCGGCCGACCCCUCCUACUCAGUCAUUGGUCCGCGAUCGCCCUGGGAACAUGCUUGCCAACUGGAACCCCGACGAGCUACCGGCUUCACAGAAGCGGGAGGGCGCUGAUUGGUAUGCUGUGUUCAACCCGGAAGUGCAGCGCGUACUAGAUGUCGAACUUGUCCAUCAUCUCGUCCACGACAGCGUCGUCUGCUGUGUCAGGUUUAGCCGAGAUGGCAAAUACCUUGCCACUGGCUGUAACCGUCAGGCACAGAUUUACGAUGUUACUAGCGGUCAGGUUGUCGCCACUCUGCAAGACGAAACAGUCGAUAAGAACGGCGAUUUGUACAUUCGCAGCGUUUGCUUCAGCCCGGAUGGCAAGUAUCUUGCUACGGGUGCGGAAGACAAACAGAUUCGGGUUUGGGACAUCAGUUCUCGGACUAUCAAGCACGUUUUCAGUGGCCACGAGCAGGACAUAUACUCUCUGGACUUUGCGGGCAAUGGCCGCUAUAUCGCUUCCGGCAGUGGAGAUAAGACUGUCCGUCUUUGGGACAUUCUCGACGGCAAGUUAGUUUACACCCUGAGCAUUGAAGAUGGUGUGACCACUGUGGCCAUGUCACCUGAUGGUCAUUACGUCGCUGCGGGUUCCCUCGACAAGAGCGUUCGGGUCUGGGAUACGACCACCGGCUACCUUGUGGAGCGCCUGGAAAACCCUGAUGGCCACAAGGAUAGUGUCUACUCGGUCGCAUUUGCACCCAACGGUAGGGACCUCGUCAGUGGCAGUCUCGAUAAAACCAUCAAGCUCUGGGAGCUCAAUGUUCCCCGUGGCGCGUACCCAGGAAGUGGAGUCAAAGGAGGGAAAUGUGUCCGUACCUUUGAGGGUCACAAGGAUUUUGUGCUUAGUGUCUGCUUGACCCCUGAUGGCCACUGGGUUAUGAGUGGCUCCAAGGAUAGAGGCGUCCAAUUCUGGGAUCCAAUCACUGGCAACGCACAGAUGAUGCUUCAAGGUCAUAAAAACUCAGUCAUUUCUGUGGCUCCUAGUCCCACCAACAAUCUAUUCGCUACAGGCAGCGGUGAUAUGCGGGCAAGAAUCUGGAGGUAAGUUUCAGUACCCGUGAUCAUAAGAUCAGCAUCAUGAGACGGACUGUUUCCCACCUGUUUUAUACCUUUCAUGAGCGUUGCUAAUCAUUCGGGUCUUUCCACUUCUUUUCUCUUCUAGAUACUCUACGUACACCGGACGGUAAUUGGGCUGAAAUUGGGAAAGCCUUGGCGCAAAUGUGAAAUGUCUUCUGUCUUCGUAACUGCUGUUCUUGCCUUGACUUUGAAACUUGCUGCUCGCUUCGUUCUGCUUCAGGGUGUUUGCGUUGCCGAAGGAUGAUCGCGUCCUUUCCCGACUCCCGCGCGCGGUUGGGUAAGUGGCCAUCCUACAGGGCUGGUCUUUGGCCUUUAAAAGCGCAGCCCAACAACCAAAAGCGAAAUCAGUCUACG
This is a messenger RNA of Aspergillus aculeatinus CBS 121060, 2271 nucleotides long. RefSeq names its product putative transcriptional repressor TupA/RocA (gene rcoA). The record is from RefSeq and is a predicted model, not a curated record. The coding region runs from base 146 to 1885 and encodes 579 amino acids. Lineage: Eukaryota; Fungi; Ascomycota; Eurotiomycetes; Eurotiales; Aspergillaceae. Gene Ontology annotation, molecular function: protein binding. The transcript is spliced from 7 exons.